Cucurbita maxima (winter squash) is the source of this 980-nucleotide messenger RNA. RefSeq names its product protein CHAPERONE-LIKE PROTEIN OF POR1, chloroplastic. Gene Ontology annotation, cellular component: chloroplast membrane. The coding region runs from base 135 to 890 and encodes 251 amino acids. Lineage: Eukaryota; Viridiplantae; Streptophyta; Magnoliopsida; Cucurbitales; Cucurbitaceae. The transcript is spliced from 5 exons. The record is from RefSeq and is a predicted model, not a curated record.
CGACCAGAUUUGCACAAAAUCCAUUUCUGGCUUCGAACCUCCAUGAACCCUUGGAUUACGGUUCUUUUUUACUAGUUCUUGGGCGCGCUCUCCAUCUCUGAAGUAGAAGAAGAAGAAGAGGAAGAGGAAGAACAAUGGCUUCCUUUUCGCUAACUAACCUUGAUUUGGCGACCUCUUUCCUCGGCCAAAAUCUGUCUGGUCGCCUUAAUAGGGCGAAGGGUAAACCAUUUUGCGCAUUGUUUAGGAGCCCUAAGUGUGUUUUGGAUACACCAUAUGAAGGUAAUGUCACAAAGUUCCCUCGAAUUCGUGUUUGGGAUCCAUACAAACGCCUUGGUGUAAGUACUGCUGCUUCAGAGGAAGAAAUUUGGAGUGCACGAAAUUUUCUUUUGCAGCAGUAUUCGGGUCAUGAAAGAAGUGAGGAAUCUAUAGAAGCUGCUUUUGAGAAAAUAUUGAUGGCAAGCUUCCAGCAUAGGAAAAAGACAAAGAUUAAUUUGAAAACCAGGUUGAAGAAGCAAGUAGAGGAGUCCCCACCAUGGUUUAAGAACUUGCUGAAUUUUGUAGAACUUCCUCCGACUGAUGUUAUCUUCAGAAGAUUGUUUCUUUUCGCAUUUAUGGGUGGCUGGAGUAUUAUGAACUCAGCCGAAGGUGGACCUGCUUUUCAGGUUGCAGUGUCCUUGGCGGCUUGCAUAUAUUUUCUAAACGAGAAGACUAAAAGUUUGGCUCGGGCAUCCAUUAUAGGACUUGGUUCUCUGGUGGCUGGUUGGGUAUGCGGUUCAUUGGUGGUUCCAAGUAUUCCUUCGUUUCUACUGCAGCCAACGUGGUCGCUCGAACUACUUACAUCUCUGGUAGUAUACAUCUUCUUGUUUCUGUCCUGUACUUUUCUCAAAUAGAUGUUUCUUUCUUGUUUCUGCUUAGCUUAUGAUCAGGUAGUAACUAGGAAUGGAAUGGAUUUAAUGGGAGAAUUUUGAGAUAUUAUUCAU